CUUGCCACACACGACGUUGUGAUGGACGAAAUCCGCGAUGCUGCGUCGAGCCUCCAGAAGCUCUUGGCGGCUCUGGAGGCACAGGAGAAUGAGGACGAUCAGUCCCCAGCAUGCGUCAAGGCCACUAAGCUCAAAGCUCGCGUGCAUGAACUCGAGCAACGAAUGAAGAACGUCAUGGACGAGAAGGACUACUGGUUGAGGCGGUGCGUCCAAUACGAAGCGAGCUUUGCCACGAUGGUGCGCCGCGCGCGAAGCAACUCGGAGCUUCGGGAAAUGGCUGAUACGAUCACGAACCCCAUGUGCAGCAGAAGCAGUUCGCCUCGCGAAAAGAACAGCCCGGCCCAUCUUGCCGAGAUGUCACAUACCCCGUCCAUGCUUCCAUCCAUGAUCAAAAUCGGGCCCAAGCGCGCGUCGUUUCGCCUCCUUCAAUGCAGCGACAUGGAAUGCGAGGUCCUUCCGUCCCUCAACCGCACGAUCCAAACGCAAUGCCGCUCCAAGAACAACGUCCAAUUGAUGUGGGAUACUCCUCCGACGACCAUCUUGAUCGUGAAGAAACCCAACGAGCCCACCGUCGCGCAGACGAUGCGAGAGGUGGCCACGUGGCUCAUGACCGCCAAACACAUGCGCGUGUUCCUGGAGCCCGUGGUGCAUGCCGAGGAAGGUCUGGACGGGACGCUGACGUGGACGGACGCGGCGGACUGGCACGACAAGCAGCACGAGAUCGACUUGGUCGUGUCGUUUGGGGGAGAUGGCACGGUGCUGUGGGUGUCGUCUCUGUUCAAGACGAACGUGCCGCCCGUGUUUUCGUUUGCGAUGGGGUCGCUCGGCUUUCUCACGCCGUUCGAAGUGGCCCGCUACGAAGACCACUUGAGCCAACUCAUACGCGGCGGCUUUCACAUGUCCCUGCGACAACGCCUCAUCUGCACAAUCAUCCGAUCGGACAAGACGCCCCACGUCGAGACCAUCGCCAUGCCCGUGCAUGCCCUCAACGAAGUGGUCAUGGACAGGGGCCUCGGCGCCGCGCUCGUCGAGUUGGACUGCUUCUGCGAUGACGUGGCACUCACAAAGAUCAGCGCCGAUGGCAUCAUCAUAGCCACCCCCACCGGCUCCACGGCGUACUCGUUGUCUGCGGGUGGCAGCAUGACCCAUCCAAGUGUACCGUGCAUGCUGUUUACGCCUAUUUGCCCACAUACGUUAUCGUUUCGGCCGAUGCUGUUCCACGACAGCGCACACCUCAAGAUCGUCGUGCCGGCCACCGCCCGGUCCAGUUCGGUGAUGGCCUCGUUUGAUGGCAAGAUGCGCGUGCAGAUGAACCGCGGCGAUGAGCUGCAUGUCCGCGUGUCGUCGUUUCCGCUGCCAAGUGUGUGCAACUUGAACGAGAACGAGGACUGGUUUGCAUCGGUCAAGAGCAACUUGAACUGGAACCAGCGCAAGGAAAUCAAACCCUUUCACGACCCCCCGCCAACAAUGGAAUCCUCCGAGUCGUCGUCGUUCAACGAGUAAAUGAGUAAAACUCGGGAUGGUUUGGGCAUGACAGGGUGACCUUAGAGCACCUACCUACACACACAUACGACUGCUAACCUAACAGGAGAAGGCGGAGGCCCACGCUUGUCUGUUGAUAUGGUUAACCACCAAAUGUGGGAUCGCCGC
Messenger RNA from Aphanomyces astaci, 1650 nucleotides. RefSeq lists its product as hypothetical. Gene Ontology annotation, biological process: NAD+ metabolic process; NADP+ biosynthetic process. Bases 22 to 1503 code for a protein of 493 amino acids. The record is from RefSeq and is a predicted model, not a curated record. Lineage: Eukaryota; Oomycota; Saprolegniomycetes; Saprolegniales; Verrucalvaceae. Gene Ontology annotation, molecular function: NAD+ kinase activity. The transcript is spliced from 4 exons.